CAUGACAAGGCCCACUGGCAUCCGCGGCCUUUCUUACACUCCAGCGUAUAUAAAGUAUCCCGCACGAAAUCUCCGCUGCGGAGUCCAAACUUGCCUCUGUCGAUGUCUUCAAAGCCCUUGGUUUUCGUUACUGGUGCAUCCGGAUACCUCGGAUCUGUCGUAGUGCAUGAGCUGCUUAAAGCAGGGUAUCCAGUGCGAGGUUCCGCUCGUGGACGAAAAUUCGCGCUUCUCAAAGAAGCUUUCGCAAGUUAUCAACAGUUUGAAGCUGUCGAGAUCGACGACAUCGCGACAGCUGAUUAUACCGAAGUUUUCAAAGGCGUGGGCGCAAUAAUACACACCGCAGCCCCAAUUCCCGGUCGCGCAGAUAGUGUCACGGCUUUUAAAACCGCCAUAGACGGUUCUCUGAAUAUUCUGCGUGCAGCGAACACCGCCGGAAUACGCAAAGUUGUCGCGACUGGCACGAUAGUCAGUUUUCCUCAAGAUAAAUAUGGCGCGGAUGAUUGGGUUGCGUUGACUCGAGAAGAGGCCCUGCAGGGAAAUGCAUUCACAUUAUACGUCGGAGAGAAAAAGUUUGGUGAACAAGCCAUUCUUCAAUACGCAGACGAACAUCCUGAGAUGGAUAUUACUAUUUUCAACCCACCCUGGAUAUUUGGCCCAGUUGCACCUGGCUUCGAGUCCAUCGUUCCAACUCCCGAAGGCUCAACCCCAGCGUUCUCCACCGCCGCUUAUGUCUACCAGCUCCUUCGCUCGGACAACAAGGUCUAUUACACUUUCCCAGGGACUAUUGACGUUCGAGAUGUUGCCCGUAUCCAUAUUGCUGCUAUUUCCGCUCCGACACCCAAUGGAACGCGUCCCCGUCGCGUGGCCCUCGCCUCACCAGAGCAAACCGACUUCCGCGACGCCAUCAAGUUCAUCUAUGAUGAACGCCCCGAGCUCAGAGACCGUCUUGCUGAUCCGGAAUCGGUCCCGCGUUGGCCGACCUAUAAGAUAGAUGUGGACUUGACGCCAGUCGAAAAGUCAUUCGGGUAUCCAAUUUCGGGGUUCAAGACGUGGCGCGAGACAAUACUUGAUGCAGUGGAUCGUUUCAUUGAGUUAGAAAAGUACUGGACGAGCAAGGGCCACAAGUUUGAGGUACCUGAGAAGUUACCUUACUAG
This is a messenger RNA of Mycena indigotica, 1155 nucleotides long. RefSeq names its product Epimerase domain-containing protein. The record is from RefSeq and is a predicted model, not a curated record. Bases 103 to 1155 code for a protein of 350 amino acids. Lineage: Eukaryota; Fungi; Basidiomycota; Agaricomycetes; Agaricales; Mycenaceae. Gene Ontology annotation, molecular function: oxidoreductase activity, acting on the CH-OH group of donors, NAD or NADP as acceptor. The transcript is spliced from 5 exons.